Messenger RNA from Enterobius vermicularis (human pinworm), 201 nucleotides. Lineage: Eukaryota; Metazoa; Nematoda; Chromadorea; Rhabditida; Oxyuridae. The record is from the annotation of a GenBank genome assembly.
CCUGCUCUUGUUGUUAUUGUUGUUCCUGUUCAUUGGUUUGCGACUGCAGCUGCUUUAGUUAUUGCUCUUGUUGUUGAUAGUGGCACUGGUGACGAUGAUGGCAGUGACGGCGAUGUUGUUUUUGCGGCAAUAAGAGUUGAAGUUGAAGUGAAAGUGCUUGUAUGUAACACUAGUGAUAGAAUGAGCGAAAGGAUGAUCUGA